Messenger RNA from Ctenopharyngodon idella (grass carp), 6655 nucleotides. It is a transcript of the gene shroom4, whose product is annotated as shroom family member 4. The record is from RefSeq and is a predicted model, not a curated record. Gene Ontology annotation, cellular component: adherens junction; apical plasma membrane; cortical actin cytoskeleton. The transcript has 9 exons. Gene Ontology annotation, molecular function: actin filament binding. Lineage: Eukaryota; Metazoa; Chordata; Actinopteri; Cypriniformes; Xenocyprididae. The coding region runs from base 550 to 5187 and encodes 1545 amino acids. Gene Ontology annotation, biological process: actin filament organization.
GGCUGUGUGUAUGUAUGUGAGCGAGAGAGAGAAUAUGCUGUUUAGUGGACUGAAUGUUUGGUCUUCAGUUGUGACUUGAAAUAUUGAGAGAGAGAGAGAGAGAGAGAGAGAGAGAGAGAGAGCUGCUGUUUGAGAGGGGAAGUGGGGGGAGUGUUUGUCUGUUAAUUUUUUCCUGGACUAGGAAUCUGGUCAGAGCCUCUGGCUGCCUCAUUACAGCUAAAUGACCGCCAACCUUCACUCAUGUGAGCGCUGAAGCCGUUAGGGUCCUGAUAAAGACUGACCACUCACUGCAGACACAGACCUCAUGGUUGUCCUUUGACUCGAGACGUUUACUGGUGGUUUAAACCUGAACUUCAUCUUGAACCUGAAGCUGAACAGUCUUGGAUUGGAUUCAACUCAGAAUAUUUGUUUUACUGUGAGAACAUCUGGAGUUGUCAAGUGUUCAGGCGCAGUGUACCAGUGAUCCGUCCCCACUCUUGGCACCUGGCAAAGCUGUCAGAGGCACCCUGCACUACGGGCACUGGUGACCCCUCAGAUGGCCCCUCGGCUAUGCAGCUCCACUUCACGCCUCUCAGUGUACCGUGGCACUCUGGAGGUGACAACAGUGAGCUGUCCAUGCAGUGGGGCCAUAUCACCAGGCACUACAGCACAGACCGCAGCAGCUCAAUAGGGAGUAUGGAGAGUCUAGAGAAUCCUCCCAACCAGGGUUACUAUGACAGUCAGCUCUCUCCCAUCGAUCCUGUCAUCUUCAACAACAAACGUGACUCUGCUUACAGCUCAUUCUCAGCCAGCUCAAACACAUCUGAUUACACUGUUCCUGUCAAGCCUGAGGAGACCAACUCCAUGGACAACCUCCUCCAGGGUCUGGGUUCUUCCUGCAGGUAUCCAGACGGAGGCCAACAUUCUGCCCCCAGUGGCGUUGGAAACCAGCAGGCAGAGCAUCAACGCUCCAAGAUACUGUCUGACAGAACUGAGGCUAAAGUCCGACCAUCGUCCUAUAGCUGCGAGGAGGAACACUGUGCACCACCGCAGCCACCCAUGAGGAAGGAUAGCUUUAGGGCUACUAGAGGCCAACCAACAGAUAAACGUUGUGUGUCUGCUCCUUUAGGCCUCCCAAGUGUAAGUGGCUGCAUGGUUGAAGAUCAACCCCAAAUCCAGGAAGUUUUGACAGGCAAUGUUUAUUUGAACGGAGAACAAGACAACGAGCAAGAAUGUAAAGGGUGCACCACUGAAACGUAUUAUACCUUAAACUCUCAGAGAGACUCAGGUGGAGAUUUCAAAGCAACUGUCAGUGAGAAAAAACACUUUGAGAACUGUUCAAAAUCUGUAAUGGCACCUUCACCUCCUCUGAGUCCCUUUUCACAAAGGAAUAUGGAUGAGAACUUUGAUACCCAACUUCAACCAGAACGUAAUCUUCACUCAGCAAUGCACAGACACAGUGCACCUGAGAAACUUCUAGCUUCUCAGCUGUGUAUGAUGGAUAUUUCUGGUGACAAAAGUGAUCAUCGUGCAUCUCCAACUUGCCAGUGGUCACAGUCUCCUCUUUAUCUGAGCGAUACUAGUCCAAAUAGUUCUCAGGGCAAGUGGGGAGCAAGCCGAUGUUCCACGCCCGGUUCGGUGGCAACUUCCGAACUUGAGGAUCCCAGGGUAGAGGAGGAACCUCUUGAUUCUGGACAGAAUCUGUGGGGGCAGCCCGGAAAUCCCAUGGGGAAUGGAUUCUCCACCACUAACUUUCAGACCAAUGAGAAGAACAUUGGUUCUGUAGAUGUGGACACUCACCUAAAUGAGAAUGGAGGAGAAGUGAGGGUGGACAAUGGUAAUGCCACAAAGCAGUCGCAGAAACGGCAGUUUCGUAGUUCCAAGUCGCGUCGCAGAAAUGAGCGUUUUGCCACCAACCUCAGAAAUGAGAUCCAAAGGAAGAAGGCCCAGCUGCAGAAGAGUAGAAACCCUUGUGGUGAAGAGACCGUGGAAGAAGAGGUUGCAGAUCUCAACACAGAGGCAGUAGCUCCUCCAGAGUACCAUCAGCCCAGACCCCAAACCCUCCCAAGUCCUCUUACCAAUCCACCCACUGCCUCUGUGCAAAUAUCCAAACAGAUACCUCAACAAGUUCUUGAUACCACACAAGCUGAGGAACAUUCCAGCAUCAGGGUUGUGUGCGUCCAGUCAUCUCAGACCCAAACUCAGAUCCCUCAACAUGCCAGACAAGUAUGUGUGCAUGUGGUGGAGGAGAUAGCACCUGCAGGUAAACCACGUCGAUGGCGUUGGACACCAGAACACAAGCUUCAACUUGAAACUGAGACCUCUGAGAGUAAGGAGAGAAAGGAGGCUACCGGACAGAUGUGGUCUGGAAAAAUGGUAUCAACAAGAGGGAGAACAAGUUCUUCCAGCAGUCGUUUAGGUCGAUCAGAUGAGUGUGACAUCCCUCCCUUUGCAGACCGCAGGAGGUUUUUUGAGGAGACUAGCAGGAAGUUGAGUCAGUCUGUAACAAACUUAUCGAGUCUGACAAGUCGAAAUCAGAGACUAGACAAGCCGGGUAGGCUGAACCAUCUAUCCUCACCUGAACCUAUUGAGAUGGCCUCUAACCUGGGCCGGAGAAGGUUUUCGUAUCAAGAUGUGCCCUAUGUCAACUCACUGGACACUGGGAGACAGUUUAUGAGUACCCAAAAGGACCAAGAAAAAAUGAUGGAGAGAGAGCAUGAGAAGGAGAAAGUUAAGGAGCAAGAGAAGCUUAGAGAACAAGAGAAGCUUAGAGAACAAGAGAAGCUUAGAGAACAAGAUAGGGAGAAGGAAAGAUUAAGGAAAGAGAGGGAAAAAGAGCAACAAAUGGUGAAGGACUGGGAGGAGAGGCAGAGGCUGCUUCAGAGAGAACAAGAACGGGAGUCUGGGAGAGAAACUGUUCGCUCUGAACACAAUAUGAACAGUGACACAGUUCCUCAGUCUUUGUCUCAUGACACCUAUCGGAAGCAGCCGCCCACACCUCAGGUUCCUUCCUCCCUGCAGUCCUCUGAGCAUUUCUAUAGCAACGCUACCACUAACAUCCAAAAGCCUUGCUCAGCGUUCCACCCAGUGACCACCCAGCACAAUCAGUAUGAUGGCUACCACGUAAAUCCACCCUACAAGGCCAGGAGCUACACCUCAACUGAGGCCCAUCCUGUGCAGGGACAGGAACAAACAAAAAAAUUAAACCGAAACUACAGCUUAACAGAUAGGGACUACCCAAAGUGUAAGAGAGGGGCUGUUGUUCCCAACUUCAUGGGUCAAGGUGGCAACAGCAUUACAGGUGGCUGCACUGAGGAGCAUCUUUUUUCACCCCUUAAAAACCGUGCUAUGUCAGAGAACGACAUUCGCAUGGAGACAGAAAAUGUUCCUAAUCACAUUUCAAACACCAAUGUUGGCAGAAUGCGUGCGUCCACUCUUAGCGACCUUGAUGAGAAUGGAGUAUGUGUCGGUGAAGUAAAGAAGAAAAAAGGGCCUCCGCCACCUCGUCCACCGCCCCCAAAAUGGGAGCAGUUUCACAAGAGGCGGGCAUCCCACCACAACCUCUUCUCCUCCCCGCCACUCUAUUCCUCUCCCUCUUCCUCUUCCUCUCCACCUCGGCCACCGCCGUGCACAUCCCGGCCCCCCAGCGUGCCUGAAAUGACACGUCAGCGUUCCUAUAGUCUUCCUCCAAGGGAGGUUUCAGAGAGCCAUCACUGCUGCAGUCAAGAGUACUCGGUGGCUCCCCCCAGCCCUGCUUUUACACGUCGGGCUUUUAAACCUGUAGCCCUGCCCCCAAGAGAGAGAGACAUAAACCUUCAGAACUAUGACAUGAGGAGAGAACUUCAUCAAUUUUUGCCGCAUCCUGAACCAUGCACAAGAAUACCUGUCCAUACUGCUGCAGCGUCAGAUGAGCCUAGAGUCACACUGGUGAAGCCCAUGUUUCCUGAGCAUCGAGUUCAAUGGGACCGGUCCAGUUCUCAUUACCCUGCACAGGGCACUACCAGGUCUCUUGAAAUCCCAGAAAACAGCUUGUCAGUUGGGCCCGUGUAUCCAGAAUCCUACUUCUCCAUGAACAAUUACCACUUGCAGCCCCAUCAAGCAGGCUUCCCCGAAACAGCCCACAAAAACCAGAUUAUUUCCUCCCGCAGUCCCAGCAGUGUUGAAGAUGGAAACCUGCCUCUGGAGACAGACAUCGAUGAGAUCUGUGAGGAUGAGCGAGCUGGAGAAGUUCAGAGGCGGGAAGGAGAGGACAGGAUGGAGAUGCAGGGUUUUGCUCGGCCUGUUAUGGUGCUGGAGACGGACAUUGACAACAUGCCUGAGCAAGGGGCUCCAUCGGCAAGAAGCAUUAGAGGGCCGAGGAGCUCCCUGGUGGACUCCAUUCUGGAGGAUGAUUAUGGUAUAUCUAGGAAUGAGUUGAUUGGAGAGUUCUUUCCACACAGUGUAAAUACAGAGAUAGGUGGAGAGAGCUGGAGAGGGGGCUACCCAAUCAGUGGAUCAACACUAGAGAGGCCCUCUAGAAUGGGAACAUCCACAGCACAAGUCUCACGAUCAACCUGUUAUGACACAUCAGCUGAAAACGUGCAACUUCUUGCCAAGAUUCGAGAGAUCUCAGAGAGGAAAGAGGAGGAGGAAGAACUCAAUUAUAAGAAGCAGCUGAUGGAGAGCCUUCGUAAAAAGCUGGGUGUCCUGCGUGAGGCACAGAGAGGCCUGCAAGAGGAUAUUCGGGCCAACACUCAGCUGGGAGAGGAGGUGGAGAGCCUGGUGCUUGCUAUCUGCAAGCCCAAUGAGGUGGACAAAUAUCGUAUGUUCAUCGGUGACCUAGACAAAGUGACCAGCCUGCUGCUGUCACUUUCUGGAAGGCUGAUUCGAGUGGAAAGCGCCUUGGACUGUGUUGACCCAGAGACCGGCCACCACGAGAGGCUACAACUUCUGGAAAAGAAGAAGCAGCUGCUGGUGCAGAUGGGAGAGGCUCAGGAGCUCAAGGAACAUGUGGACCGGCGUGAGCAGGCUGUGGGCAGGGUGCUGGGAUGUUGCCUGACCCCAGAACAGAUGCGUGACUACAGUCACUUUGUGAAGAUGAAAGCGGCCCUACUAGUAGAGCAGAGGCAACUGGAUGACAAGAUCAGGCUCGGCGAGGAGCAGCUCAGGGGACUUCGAGAGAGCCUCGGCCUGGGGCUGGGGGUCGGUCUGGGGUACGGGCAUUACUGAGAAGUGCUUUAAAUAAUAGACAUUAUUUUAAGAUUACUGUUUCUAUGUCUAACAGGAUUCGAAUUGGACUUUGUACUGAAAAGACAUUGUACUGCAGUAUGUUUCAAAGAAUGGACAUUGCAUUGAUUUAACAACUGAGUACAGAAGAGCACAACUACCACAGAAUGAUGUUAAAUUUGAAAACACUACAUCACUACUUGAAGUUGUCUGUUAGGACUUCAGCUGCACUAAUAAACGUUCAGUAAAGUUUGCGCUUACUCAGUUAACCUCAGUCACCGCCAAAGAACGCAUGUGUGCGUAUGCUUCUCAUUGAAUACAGCAGGGGGAGUGUCCAUGCACUGCUAUUUAUUUAUUUAUGUGUGUAUAUAAUCAUACACACAAUAUAUAUAUAUCCCUGUCAGUAAAUUAGAGAAACCUGGAUUCAAGGUCACAUUGCUUUAACACCAAUUUACAGCCUUACUCUGCUGCAUGUAUCUGAUUUCUUUCCACUCUUUGGCAUGAUAAACAUUGUUUCGUUUAAAAUGUUUUGUGAAGUAUUUGUAUGUACAUUGAAAAUGUGUACAUAGUGGAUGCUAAAGUGCGUCUUUAAGUCACAGAAGUUUCAUUCUGUCAUAACUGGAACUUUUCUUAAAUGAAACAUUGUGACCUGUUAUCGCAGUGUUUUCAAGAAGUGACCUUUUUUUGUACUUAAAUUUCAUAUUUAGUAUGCCUUAUAGUACUUGUUACACUUUUCUCGGAUAAUUAUUAUUGCCAAAGAUAAAGUUUGUCUUUGUGAACAUUAGAAGAUAAAUGUGCUGUGCCUGUUUUGAGGAAUGACAUGCAGAAAUGUUUUGAGAAAACCAGCCUUGCCUUACCAAAGCCCUUAUAUAGACGUGUUUCCUUUGAAUAAGAGUUUUUAGUUAAAUGAGAUGCACUGUGUUUAACCUUACGUAUCAUCUCACACGCUGACAUGGCAACUUUUGAGGCGAUUGCUACUAGAUUUCCUUAUCUUUUUGAGAAACUGGACAUUUCUCUAAAAGGAAGGAGAAUGCUGCUUCAUUGACCAUUUACCGCCUUGAAAGUCUUUAUUUUAUUUUUUUUUGCAAAACAAAGGAACAUGAGAUGAAGAUUAAGGAAAGAUUAAGAAGCGAGAUAUAUAGUUGAUUUGUAUUUGAAGGGUUUGCUGUAUAGGAAUGAAGAAUGAAUGUAAGUAUUUGGUUUCAAAAAUGCAGAUCAAGAAGGCAAAUGUGCCUUAGUGCUUAUUUUUGCUGUUUUAAUUUUUGCUUUACUUUGUAUAAACGUUAUAGUUUAUUUACUAUAAACUCUUGUUCAUUUGUUGUAUCAUACAUUGUAAACAGCUUAGCGCUGGAGAUGAAAGGAAAUAUUUGGUCUAUUGAUAAUUUCAUCCUGUUUUUUUUUGUUUUUUUUUGUUUUUUUGAUUGAAAAGAUUCAUUGUAAAACGUGUACAAUUAAAAAUAUCUUAUCAGGG